AUGGAUACGGAAGUGUGUAAAAGGUUCAAGAAUGUAUGGGAAUGGAUUUCCGAUGAAUUGAAUGAAGGAAAAUAUAAAUUUAAUGAUAAUAAUAAAAUUUCAAAUAAUUAUUGUAAUAAUAUUGAUUUUUCAGAUAGUUAUUGUAAUAUUGAUUUAAAAAGUGAUUUCGAUAAAAUAAGUGAUGGAUGUUUAUAUUUGCUUAAUGAGUUCUUUCGUGAUUCUUCUACGUUCAAGACAGUUGCAAAAAGUAACAUCAAUAUUGUUGAUUACAUUUUGAUAUGGUUAAGUUAUAUGUUAAACCUGACUAAUAGUGGAGAAAAAAACAAUAUAACGUGUUUUUAUAUUGCAUACAUGAAUGAUUGUGAUAAGUAUAACAAGGAAAUAAAUGAAUUAACUGAUUAUAAGAGUUAUAAGGAUCUGUUAGAUAAAAAAAAUGAGGUGUUGAAUAUUAAUAGUAAUGAUGUAUCUAAAUUUUAUAAAGCAUUUAAAUUAUUAUAUGAAAUGUAUACUGAAUUUGAUGAAAACACGUCAAAAUGCUCAAAAUUUUCGGAAAAAGCUGAAAAAUUUGUUAAAAUAUAUGAAGAACUUAAUGAUUCUAAUAAUACUAUAUAUAGCGGCUAUUGUCAAGCAUGGUCUAAAUUAUUAAAUGAUUAUAAUAAUUUAAAAAAUAAAUGUAAAGAUUAUAACCCCCUUCCAGAGAUAAAUACAACAGAAACUGAUGCAAAAUGUUCUGAACAAACUUCUAAAAAAAAUAAUGUAGCAGAAUAUGAACAAUUUUCUGAAGAUACAUCAUCAAGUUCGUCGAUAGCAAGCAAAUUAAUUCCGGUUUUAUUGAUAUUUGCUGCAAUACCAAUUUUCUUGGGAAUUGCUUAUAAGUAUUCAUUAUUUGGAUUUCGGAAAAGAGUUCAAAAACAUUUAAGAAAAAAGCUAAAAAAAUAA
This is a messenger RNA of Plasmodium yoelii, 939 nucleotides long. RefSeq names its product PIR protein. The transcript has 3 exons. The record is from RefSeq and is a predicted model, not a curated record. Lineage: Eukaryota; Apicomplexa; Aconoidasida; Haemosporida; Plasmodiidae. The coding region runs from base 1 to 939 and encodes 312 amino acids.